Molecule: messenger RNA, 1742 nt
Organism: Silurus meridionalis
Lineage: Eukaryota; Metazoa; Chordata; Actinopteri; Siluriformes; Siluridae
Gene: tnfaip8l2b
Product: tumor necrosis factor, alpha-induced protein 8-like 2b
Exons: 3
Coding region: 281-838 (185 amino acids)
Biological process (GO): regulation of apoptotic process
Cellular component (GO): cytoplasm
Source: RefSeq, a predicted model, not a curated record
GAGACAGAAAGAGAGAGAAGCAGACAGAAACAAGCACACUUAGGGGUGUGUCUUAGACAAUUAGUUCCUCAAGGAAGUACAACGCAGAUUAUCUUGAAACAGUGUGUCGAGCAGAUCAGAGAUUUUCUUUACAAGUUUUUGUGUGCUUCCAUCUGUAUGUUGUUUUUUUGCUUUUGUUUUUUUUCCUAAACAACCUGGAUGUUGAUCACCUGAGCCACACACACAAGGAGGACCGAGAUUUGACAGAGAGGAGGGUAGGAAAGAAAAUAAAACAGCAGAAAUGGAUUUUAGCUCCAAAGACUUGGCUAUGAAAGCCCAGAAGAAAAUUCUCAGCAACAUGGCAAACAAGUCAGUUGUGCAGAUGUUCAUCGAUGACACAAGCAGUGAGAUCCUGGACGAGCUGUACCGUGUCUCAAAGGAGUACACAGGGAACAGCAUAGAGGCCAAAAAAGUGAUUAAGGACCUGGUUAAAAUCGUUGUGAAGGUUGCCGUGCUUUUUAAGCACAACCGUUUCAGCGAGGAGGAGCUUCGUAUAGCCCAGAACUUCAAGAAGAAAUUACACCAGGGAGCCAUGACAGCCAUCAGUUUCUAUGAGGUGGAGUUCACCUUCGACAAGGCCGUGAUGUCGGAAAUCCUUACUUCAUGCAGAGACAUGAUGCUCAAGCUUGUAGCCGCUCAUCUCACGCCGAAAUCCCACGGACGCAUCAACCAUGUCUUCAACCAUUACUCCGACCCUGAUCUUCUCACUCAGCUUUACAAUCCGAAAGAUCCCUUCAAGACCCACCUCACUAAAAUCUGCACUGGACUCAACAAACUGAUCGAAGAGGGCAAGUUAUGAGAGUGUGAUUCAAGAGGGACUCUGAACAGUAUUUCUUUAAAGAGACCAACAGUCUCUCAGUGCGGGACUGGAACUCACUGAUGGCAGGCUCUUUGCUCAAGUGGUUGUACAUUAAGACAUUUCACAGAGAAAUACAGCUUGGUUUUAACGGUAAAACAUAUCAGCAACAUUGUUUCGAUGUGAAAGAUUUGUGGAUUGGGGAACUUUAUAAAUGAGCACUAUAUUCACAUCCACUUUUUUCAAGGUUACGCCUCAGAAAAGCUUUGUGAAUGUGUUCCAAUAUAAAAAAGGCACAAUAAUGAAACGUUAUGUGCAGUGAAAGUAACAUUCAAAAUUAAAUUCAUUUUUCCAAUAAUAACCACCUCUAAAUUAAAAAAUAUAUAAACACCAUGUAUUUGUAAAUAAUUGUUUUUGUAUCUGAAAACAGAAUUUAAGCUCUAAGUAUUCAACAGUUGAUGAUGCAGUCAUUAAUGAAAUGUUGCACUGCUGAGUUUCUUUUUAUUAAGGUGAAUAAAUAUAUUUGAAAAAUUGCACUCUGAAAAAAAAAAACAUGCAACCAUCACAGAGGCCAGGGGCUACAGUAGUACAUCUCUUCACUGCCACCUGGUGUAACUUUGUAGUAAUGGAAACCAUGUCUGUCAGUGUACUAAUGCUUACAGUGCAUGGACGAUCCUCAAAUACAUGUUUUUCUUGACCGAGUUUUACAUGACCAUAUGAGCUCAUAACCGUCAUUAAAGUCCAUGUUACUUAAAAAAAAACGUAAAUACUUGAAGAAAAUGCGACCUGUCUGGUGAGCCUACCCAAUAUUUCAAACCACUCAAAGAGAUUCAUCUCUGGUCCUACAUACUGUGUAUUCAUUCAAAAAGAAUCGUGGUUGUAAAUAAACCUCUUGUUUUAAUAGUAA